Vanrija pseudolonga is the source of this 1456-nucleotide messenger RNA. RefSeq lists its product as uncharacterized. The transcript has 7 exons. The coding region runs from base 161 to 1393 and encodes 410 amino acids. The record is from RefSeq and is a predicted model, not a curated record. NCBI's taxonomy places the organism in Eukaryota, Fungi, Basidiomycota, Tremellomycetes, Trichosporonales, Trichosporonaceae.
CUCGAGACUUUUGGAAUGGCGCCUCCUUCCUCGAUCAACACGACACACACACACUUCUGCUAUAACACACUCCACUCUACCUACACACCUUCCCUUCGCAUGUAACACACACACACACUCGACAGUCAACACUCUCUCUUCCACACCAACAACAAUAACAAUGACGACCAUCAACCACCACCCGCCAGCCUCGGCGCGACUGGCUUCAACUUCGACCACACCAAAAGCAAAGUCAAGCCGCCGCUCCCAAUCAGUCCAAUACACAACCAUGGCACUCAAAAAGUGGACAGAUACUCCAUCUGCAGAGGAAGACGGCCCGAGUUCAAUCACCUCGCCAGCAGCAUGGCGCACUCACAACCGCGGCGCCAGCUCGGGCGACAACAGCGGCUGGUUCGGUCUCAGCGAGCUGUCACCACCCGGAACUCCGUCCGACACGGGAAUUCUGCACCGAAAGUUGAAGGAAAAGGAGGCCGAGAUCAUCAGGCUCGGUAACGAGGUUUCAAAGCUACGCGAGGAACUUUCAGUUCGCCCGACGCAGGAGGACCUCGACAGUGUGCGGAACGAGUGGCAGACGUCUGAAGAGCUGUUCUCCCAGUCCCAGCGUGACAAUGAACAGAAGCACAUGACGAUCGAGAACCAGAGACAGUACAUUAGAGUGGGUACCCGCUUCACGUUUGGGCUCACCCACCAAAACCUCGAACACAAGCUCGAAGAGACGCUGGGAGAAAGUUGGAAGGAGUUCAUCACUCCUUCGCCACUGAGUCGCUCCACCUCGUUCAACGCGUCAACGCCAGUCGGUAAGAGCGCCCCACAUCGCUCCUCCGUGUCAUUCAAGCGCGCCUCACGCGCCCGCCCAAUGUCGUCGAUCGAGCUGGGGCGAGGCCUCUCAGAGCUCGCAUCUCUUCCUGAACCAGAGGUGUCUACGCCAGCUUCAGCACUACGAAAGCUCGAAGGAACGCGGGAGUCGACCGAAUCUGGCGCCGAUUCGCCAGUUUCCAGCCUUUCAGAAGUGACCAAGCACCCCGACUACUUCCACCUCGGGGUAACGCGUCCAUCACCACAGCAGAUAGUACACGGGUUUGGUCAGACGCCAGUCACAGAGAGGAAGCAGCAGGCAGAAUUCUGGCUCGCUCAGUUCCGCCGCAUCCUGGAGCAGAUGUCGGCGCUGGCCGCGCUCGUCAAGGCUCUACCGGGUAGUGUCGCCGAGCAGAUCGAGGCUGCCACCGAGAGAGGACGAGAGAGAGCCGAGGAAGCCAACCUCAAGGUCGAGGUACACAAGCAAGUGAUUCUCGAGCUGCUCGACGCCGCCGAGCAGCGAUCCGAGCUGCGCGAGCUUCGUCUACAGGGGAUUCUCGCAGAGGCCAAGGCGUGCAGCGGCCAGAUGGAGUGGUGAAGUGUGUGUGUGACGAGAAGAAGCAGCCCUAGACCGUAUCAAGCAGAUGCCCAUAGAAUGCGC